Molecule: messenger RNA, 4080 nt
Organism: Hermetia illucens (black soldier fly)
Lineage: Eukaryota; Metazoa; Arthropoda; Insecta; Diptera; Stratiomyidae
Product: proteoglycan 4-like
Exons: 2
Coding region: 1-4080 (1359 amino acids)
Source: RefSeq, a predicted model, not a curated record
AUGAAAAAAAGCCAUGGCCUAUCUAGUGAUGAAGAUGAAACUUCACCGGAGAGGAAUACAAGAGGAAGACAUACCACGCGAAGAAGACAUACCGACACUGAUUUGGAUAACAAUGAUCCUGGACACUCAAGAUUCUCAGAGGUCGACAAUCUCAACACCUCUCUGACAUUCCCAUAUGUAAGUCAUGAAAGUGCCAGGACUACUGCGCCCUUGGAAGUGGAUGAUGCUAAGGAAUGCAGUAGUGGCCUUAACAGUUCGCCAACCUUUGGGCAACUGAAGAAAUUGUCUAAUCAGCCAAAUAAGCUCGACGAUUCCACAGAUAUAUCCCCAGAUAAUACGGAAGCAUUCAUAGGAAAUAUAAGACCAAACCCACAAAUUCAUGUUGAAAGUGCAGAUCCCAAAGUGAAACAGCUUGAAAAUUCUCGAAAACAUAGAAAGCGUAAAUAUAAAAAAAGGACAACAAGAAGAAGUCCCGGUGCAGCGACAAAUACAAUGCGGACUUACGUCAAUCCCAAUUUUCUCUCACGUACAGUCUCUGAGGUCUGUAUAUCUUCCGCAAAUUUGGCAAGUGAUGAAACAAAUGAAACAUCUCCCCUCGAAGCUUUGAAACAGGAAGAGAAUGACUCAGUUAACUCUCAGAGUUCAACAACGAACUCUCAUUUUUUAAGGCCAAAAAAUCCAGAGAGGAGAGAAAGAUCCCCAGCCGGCUCAGAACUAGAAUCGUCCGAAGAAAACAGAGCACUUGGGAUUAGGAAUCAGAUCCAACCUUGUGCGUGUUCAAAGUGUGGUAAAAGGCUAAGACCAUUUGAGGCACUUGGAAGCAGUGAUAACAGAGAGAAUGUGCAACCACCAGACCAUGAUACUGCAUAUGAAGUACAUCAGACGCAAGAAUAUACGAGGCUAAUACGCGGCUUCUUCCAAUCGGGGCUUACAAAAAGGAGUUCCUCCUAUAAUAAACAUGUGGAAGGACCAUUUCUAUGUGACCAUGACAAGCAUGGAGACCAUCGCCUUCAUCGUGGAAUGCAUGGUCGCAAGUGUUCAUGCCGAUCUCAAUCAAAAAAAUUUCGAAAACCUCCUGCGGAAAAUAAUACAAAGGCACCGAAAUUAAGUUCAGACGAAUCGCUGGAAAGGAGGCGCAGUCAGUUCAGAUCUGGCAGCCGCGAACCAAUGGAUGCCAGUAGAAAAGCUUCUGCUGAUAGCAAUCAUCGGAGCUCCAUAGACGCCAAACGUGCUAGCAGAUGCUCUUGCAGGGUAUGUAAAGGUAGAAAGGAUCGCGCUCUUUGCAACAAAAAUUCGAACGUAGAAGCCUGGUAUGGUCCUCGAAAAGUUGACUCCGAUAGAGAGCAAUACCUUUCAAAGACAGAUACCGAGAAGAGUCUAUUAAGAACUGGUGAUGCUCCGAGGGAAAGUAAGAAGUUAGUCAACUUUAGUGAAAAUUCGGAAACAUCAGACCCUGAAGAGAAAGUAUCAAGGACCUGUAAAUGUGGGCUGCUAAACACCACCAGAAAAGACUCCAAGACUUGCUCAUGCGCUAUUCCUAGACCUGUAUUGCAUAGGUCUGAUACCUCAGCCCGCGUAAAACCAUCAACAAUUUCGAAAGGAAGCUGGAUGGAGAGUAGAAGUAAUUCGGCUCAAAUAAAACCAAGCAAGUGCUCAGGAAUCACGGCAAAUAAUAGCUAUGUUAAACAAGAGCAAAUCAGAGGAACACCACCUAACAAAUGUAAAUGCAUUAAAUGUAGGAGGAGAAGUGAGUUUGUUUCUCCUCCUCCAACAUCUAGAACGGAGGAUGGGGGUAGGCGCAGCUCGGGCCAAAUUAAACCAAGUGAAAGUUCGAAAGUCAUGGUUAGCGUCGAUGUUGACACUGUGCAGGAGCAAGUUAAACGGGCACCCCCUAACAAAUGUAAAUGCGCUAAGUGUAGAGGAAGGAGUGAGCUUAGUCCUCCACCUGUAAUGGAAGACGUAAGUAGACAUAGCUCAGGUCAAACUAAACCAAUCAAGAGCUCAGCACGCAUUACAAAUGUCGAUGGUGGUACUGUUCAAAAGCAAGGUACACAGACACCCCCUAAUAAAUGUAGAUGCGCCAAAUGUAGUAGAAAAAGCGAGUUUUGCCAACCACCUAUAACAUCCCAGGUAGAAGAUGGAAGUAGACACAGCCGGGGUCAAUUAAGACCAAGCAAGGUUGCGGAACCAACCAAAAAUGUGUACACUGACAAUACACGGACCCCCUCUAUCAAAUGUAACUGCAAUAGAUGCAAACAAAAAAGUGAUACUACUCAGCCACUUUCGAAACCUCCACAAGACACGCCCAAAGGAAAAGAAUGUCUUUGCAGUUCAUGUGGACGCAAACGGAGACCUUCUUCAGAGAUGCCACCAAGUUGUACAGAAGAAUCUCCACCAAAACCGGAAACAGAACCGAAGUCUUCAGAAGAACCGAAACGUCAACAAUCUGAAUCGUCACUACCAACACCUAUUACCUCAUCGUUGCUAGCACCUAUAGUACCCCCUCCACCGACACCCGCCCAACUUACCUCAAGUGAUGAAAACGAAAUUAACCGUCCGUCAUCGACCGAAUUCCUGGAUGGGGUGAAGCCCGAACCACACACGCCAAAUUGUAUCUGUUCAAUAUGCAUCGAUAAAAGCAAGUGUGGAAUUACACCGCCUAAAAAAGACGAACCUGUACCAGUGGAAACCAAACCAUUCGACAGGACCCAAAUUCCUCAGCAUCCAAGUAAUCCAGCCGUUAUUGAACCCACGACUUCACAAUCGGAAGAGCCUUGUCCCUGUAUGCAGUGCGAAAACCGCCGACGCGAUCUUAAGUGUGAAACUUUGGAUCUAGUCCGGACAAAAAGCAAAUCAGUGAUAGGACUUUUACAAAGGCCAAGGAUACCUAGCCGUGUUCAUACUUCCAUAAAGCCUCGAGAGGAAAAAGGUAUACACACAUACGACUGCACUUGCAAAAUAUGCCAAGAACAAGAUAAACAUCCCAUCGAGGAGAAGAAGAAAAAAUGGCGCCUACCAUGGAGUUCAGCGCACCCAAUUGAGCUUAAGCCAAAACCCGAACCCGCUCAAAUCAAACCUUGGAAAGUUUCUGAAAUUUUCCGGCAUCCUAGGAUACCUGCUAAUCCACCCAAGCCAAGAGAACCUAGUGAAGUAUAUCUGCCACCGAAAAUAGAUGACAAGUGUCCUUGCGAGAAGGACAGAAUUUUAACUGAUAAAGUUGAGACCAAGCACAGCAGCAUAGCGGAUAUUUGUCGAAAACCCAGGCUAACCCCUCCAAUUGACCAAGAGCCAUCUUUCUCUCGUAUCUUCGGGGACCAUGCGAAAGACUGUAAAUGUAAAAAAUGUGAGGAUAGAGCGAAGUGCCAAAUAGACGUUGCGUGCCACAGACCUGAAUCCGUUCAGACAAAAUCUUCUGGCUUAUUAGAACUACUCCGGCAUCCACGAAUCCCCAAUGCUAUUGAUAGCGAGGAGAAAGAAGUGCCGGUAAAAACCAAGUCCAAUCCAGAAUUAAUUUCCUGGAAACGUGAGCGUGUAGACUUACAGAAGUCGACAUCAUGUCCUUGUGUAAAGUGCUCAGACGAUAAACUUCCAGAAAGCAAGGUACACUUAAAACCAGUAUCUAUUCAGAGCAUUAUCCAGCACCAUCCCAGAAUACCACAACCUAUAGAUAAUAAACGUAAAUCCUCACGUUUAGAAUCCAAGGAAGACAAACUCCGUCGUCGCCCAAGCAUGGAAAGCGUCGACAUUAAGCCAAUUGAGCACUCCCCUAAUUGCAUUUGUCAGGCAUGCACGAGCCAAUCAAACUAUGAGCCCGAACCUUCAUAUGAUUCAAGUAAAGUCACAACAUCCAGUCGUAGACCAGAGGCUCUUUGUCAACGUCCAAGGCUUCCAAUCCUGAUGGACUUUAGACCCCCAAAAAGCGUCAAACCAGAGCGUGAUUCGUGUACCUGCGAACGUGAAAUAAUAACCCAAAGCAAAAUCGUCACCAAACGCACUACCCAAGCGAAGCCAGUCAAUCGACUACCUCACAGUCAAACGCAAAACCUUAACUCAGACACUUCAAAAACCAAGGCUCUCUAG